Lontra canadensis (Northern American river otter) is the source of this 7543-nucleotide messenger RNA. It is a transcript of the gene MAP2, whose product is annotated as microtubule associated protein 2. Lineage: Eukaryota; Metazoa; Chordata; Mammalia; Carnivora; Mustelidae. Gene Ontology annotation, molecular function: microtubule binding. Gene Ontology annotation, cellular component: neuron projection. The transcript is spliced from 18 exons. Gene Ontology annotation, biological process: neuron projection development; microtubule cytoskeleton organization. The record is from RefSeq and is a predicted model, not a curated record. The coding region runs from base 537 to 6296 and encodes 1919 amino acids.
UGCAUCUUAUUGUCAGUGAAUGAUGGCGGAACUGGGUGGCUUGUCAUCAUUCUCGAAAAUUCUGAGGCUAGUGAGCUCUCUCUCCCUCUCCCACUCGCCUUAUUUUCCUUUUCACCACUGCGGGGACUUUUUCUAAUUUGCAGCUUCCCUUUCCCCGACACACACAGAGAGGAGCUGGUGGUUUGCAGACUGCGUCUGUCUGGAGCUAGAGAGCUAGACCCAGCCCGUGGAGAUAAUGCUUGGGGAGAAGGAUUCUGCAGCAAUCCUCAGAGGCUAGACUUGGGUGGUAUCGCUGCAUAGGCACUGACUCCUCACCUUGUUGUCUCUCACCGAAGAAACAUUGAUUGGGAGCUACUCAUUCAGAAAAUUAAAAGAUGAGAAAACUGAAGUUUGAAGAAUGCAAAUGACCUACCCAAGUCCCUCUACUAGGAAACGAAAGAAGCCAGAACAUAUUAUUAACCCUUUGAGAAUACAACAUAACGAAUUUUACCAUUUUACUGCUUCCUUGAGUAGGAGAGGUCGCAGGGCGUGGAAGAAUGGCAGAUGAUCGGAAAGAUGAAGCAAAGGCGCCUCACUGGACCUCCGCUCAACUAACAGAGGCAUCGGCACACCCACAUCCACCUGAGAUUAAGGACCAAGGAGGGGCAGGGGAAGGACUUGUCAGAAGCGCCAAUGGAUUCCCAUACAGGGAGGAUGAAGAGGGCGCCUUUGGAGAACAUGGGUCACAGAGCACCUAUUCAGAUACCAAAGAGAAUGGAAUCAACGGAGAGCUGACCUCAGCUGACAGAGAAACAGCAGAGGAGGUGUCUGCAAGGAUAGUUCAAGUAGUCACAGCAGAAGCUGUCGCGGUCCUGAAAGGUGAACAAGAGAGAGAAGCUCAGCAGAAAGACCAGCCUGCGGCUCUGCCUUUAGCAGCUGAAGAGACAGCUAAUCUGCCUCCUUCUCCACCUCCAUCACCAGCCUCAGAACAGACCAUCACAGUGGAAGAAGGUUUACUUCCAGCCUCGAAGAUGGAGUUCCAUGAUCAACAGGAGUUGACUCCCUCUCCAGCUGAGCCAUUAGACAAGAAGGACAAGGAGUCAGAGAAACAAAGUAAGCCUGGUGAAGACCUUAAACAUGCUGCCUUAGUUUCUCAGCCUGAGACAACUAAAAUUUCUCCUGACAAAAAGGACAUGCAAGGCCCAGAAGAAGAAAAAACACCUCUCACUCUAUUUGGGCAUACUUUUGGUGCCGGGCUCGAAGACACGAAACAGAAGACAGAACCAAGCCUCGUGGUGCCUGGAAUUGGCCUCUCUGCAGAGCCCCCAGCUCCAAAAGAGCAAAAGGACUGGUUCAUCGAAAUGCCAAUGGAAGCCAAAAAGGACGAGUGGGGUUUAGCUGCUCCCAUCUCGCCUGGCCCCCUCACCCCCAUGAAAGGAAAAGAUGUCCUCGAGGAUAUCCCCAGAUGGGAAGGGAAACAGUUUGAUUCUCCCAUGCCCAGUCCCUUUCAGGCUGGCAGCUUCACUCUUCCUUUAGAUGUCAUGAAGAAUGAAAUCGUUGCAGAAGCAUCGCCCUUUGCCCCUGCCCUAUUACAAGCCGAUGACAAAAAAUCUCUGGAAGAAACCAGUGGCCCAGCAACUGCCAAAGACAGUUCUAAAGCUCAAGAGCCCCACAAGGACAAACCUGACAAAAUGGCAGAAGCACCAGCCCCAGAGGCAAUCACCUUACCCAAAGACACCCACAUUCCAACCAUGGAAGAAUGUGUCCCAGGGACAGUUUUAGGAGAGGAGAACGGGGCGAUGAAGCUCGAGAGCGCACAGAAAAAAGAGCAGGAUGCGGGGCUCCCUGAAAAGGAAUCUGUGCUGAAGCUUGAAGAAAAAAUAACCAUUUCUGACACAGAAGCCAUGCCGAAGGAGAGUGAGCCCCCGAAACUGACAGAUGGCGAAACGGGCAUUAUUCAGCCCUGCAUGGAGCACACCCUCUCAAAAGAAGAAGAGAAAGGCCACGAGCCUACCACAGAGCCAUUAAAACAGGACUCAUUCCCUGUCCGUUUGGAGCAAGCAGCGACAGACUCAGCUGUGACCUCUAAGACGCCGGAGAAAGUCACGACCGCACCGGCUGCAGUCCAUGAAAAGAGUGCAGCCCAGGACCUUUUUGAAGACAAAGUUGCAGACAAAGAUAUUAAGCUGGAAGGGGUUGGGGCGGCAGCCACAGCCGAGCUCGACGUGCCGUUUUAUGAAGAUAAGUCGGGAAUGUCCAAGUAUUUUGAAACAUCUGCCUUAAAAGAUGAAGUGACAAAAAGCAUCCAGCCAGGCAGUGAUUACUAUGAACUAAGUGACACCAGAGAAAGCGUCCCAGAGUCUUUCGAGACCGUACCUCCCGUGUGUAAAAACGGAGACCAGGGACUGCAGGCGGCUAAAGAACCCCAGCCCAGUCCCCCGGCACAAGAGACAGGGUACAGCACUCUUGCACAGAGUUAUCCGUCUGAUUUGCCUGAAGAACCCAGUUCUCCUCAAGAAAGAAUGUUUACUAUCGAUCCAAAAGUGUAUGGGGAGAAGCGGGACCUCCACAGUAAGAAUAAGGACGACCUGACGCUGAGCAGGAGUUUAGGACUCGGUGGGAGGUCUGCAAUAGAACAACGGAGCAUGUCCAUCAAUUUGCCCAUGUCUUGCCUGGAUUCCAUAGCCCUUGGAUUUAACUUUGGUCGGGGACACGAUCUCUCUCCUCUGGCUUCGGAUAUUCUAACCAACACCAGUGGAAGCAUGGACGAAGGGGAAGAUUACCUUCCAGCCACAACACCCGCCCUGGAGAAAGCCCCCUGUUUCCCUGUGGAAAGCAAAGAGGAAGAACAGUCAGAGGGGGAAAAAGCUGCUGGGCAGCAGACUACUCAAGUUGAGACCUCCUGUGAGUCACCUUUCUUAGCCAAAGAUUAUUACAAAAAUGGUACUGUCAUGGCGCCUGACCUGCCUGAAAUGCUAGAUCUGGCAGGCACAAGGUCAAGAUUAGCUUCCGUGAGCGCAGAUGCUGAGGUGGCCAGGAGGAAGUCAGUCCCGUCGGAGACUGUGGUUGAGGAGAGUGUGACCGGCUUGCCCCCUGUCACCGAUGAAAACCAUGUCAUCGUAAAAGCAGAUAGUCAGCUUGAAGAGCUGGGUUACUGUGUGUUCAAUAAAUACACAGUCCCACUCCCCUCACCCGUUCAAGACAGUGAGAAUUUGUCAGGGGAGAGUGGCUCCUUUUAUGAAGGCACUGAUGAUAAAAUGCGAAGAGAUCUAGCCACAGACCUUUCCUUGAUCGAGGUAAAACUGGCAGCUGCCGGGAGAGUCAAAGAUGAGUUCGGUGCUGAGAAAGAAGUGUCCCCGCCUAUCUCUGGUGACAAAUCGGGACUGGGUACGGAGUUCGAUCAAGAGGGGAAAGCUAAUGAUAAGCUGGAUACUGUAUUCGAAAAGAGCAAAGAACAUGCUGAUGCGGAAGAACACGCCAAGGCGACAGAAGAGGCCAGUGAUAAAGUUGAAACAUUUGGAUCAGGGGUGACCUACGAGCACGCUUCCACCAAAGAACCGACCGGAUCAAAAGACGCGUCCCCUCCCGCGGCAGAGAAAGCCGAGAAAGGUCUUAGUUCAGUGCCAGAAGUAGCUGAGGUUGAACCGUCCAAAAAAGCUGAACCAGAACUGGAUUUUGUUGCCAAGAAAGCUGACCAGGGUCCAUUAGAUGUGCAAAUCAGUGACUUUGGACAGAUGGCGGCAGGGCUGACUGUCGAUGCGGGAAAGGCAACAGAGCUUAAGCUCGAGGCUGCACAAGAUCUCAUCCCCUUAUCUCCAGCACCUCAGGAGGCAGAUGCAUUUAUGAGUGUUGACUCUGGCCACCUAAAAGAAGGCGUUAAGGUCAGUGAGACGGAGAUCAAGGAGAAGGUGGCCAAGCCGGACCUGGUGCACCAGGAGGCUGUAGACAAGGAAGAGUCCUACGAGUCCAGCGGUGAGCAUGAGAGCCUCACCAUGGAGUCCUUGAAAGCCGAUGAGGGCAAAAAGGAAACCUCCCCAGAGUCCUCUCUCAUUCAAGAUGAGAUCGCCAUCAAAUUGUCGGUAGAGAUACCCUGCGCACCCGCUGUUUCGGAGGCUGACUUAGUCCCAGAUGAGAGAGCGGACGUCCAAAUGGAAUUCAUUCAGCAGCCAGAAGAAGAAAGCCAAGAGACCCCAGAUAUCUCGGUCACGCCCUCCGGCGUCGCAGAGCCCUUCCUGGAAGCCACCGGGGCUGCACCCGCGGAGGCUCAGAGCGAGGAAGAAGAGAUAGAAGCCCGGGGAGAGUAUGAUAAACUGCUCUUCCGCUCUGACACCCUUCAGAUUACCGACCUGGGCGUCCCAGGGGUCAGGGAGGCAUUCGUGGAGACCUGUCCCGGUGAGCACAAAGGCGUGAUUGAGUCCGUUGUGACCAUCGAGGAUGACUUUAUCACCGUGGUGCAAACCACGACGGAUGAAGGGGAGUCGGGUUCGCACAGCGUGCGUUUUGCAGCCCUGGAGCAGCCUGAGGUGGAGAGGAGACCGUCCCCCCGUGCCGAAGAAGAGCUCGAAGUGGAGGAGGCAGCCGAAGCCCAGGCGGAACCCAAGGAGGGCUCCCCGGAGGCUCCAGCUUCCCCUGAGAGAGAAGAGGUGGCCCUCUCGGAGUAUAAGACGGAAACCUAUGACGAUUACAAAGACGAGACCACCAUUGAUGACUCCAUCAUGGAUGCUGACAGCCUCUGGGUGGACACUCAAGAUGAUGAUAGGAGCAUCAUGACAGAACAGUUAGAAACUAUUCCUAAAGAGGAGAAAGCUGAAAAGGAAGCUCGGAGACCAUCUCUUGAGAAACAUAGAAAAGAAAAGCCUUUUAAAACCGGGAGAGGCAGAAUUUCCACUCCUGAAAGAAAAAUAGCUAAAAAGGAACCUAGCACAGUCUCCAGAGAUGAAGUGAGAAGGAAAAAAGCAGUUUAUAAGAAGGCUGAACUUGCUAAAAAAACAGAAGUUCAGGCCCACUCUCCCUCCAGGAAAUUCAUUUUAAAACCUGCUAUCAAAUAUACUAGACCAACUCAUCUCUCCUGUGUUAAGCGGAAAACCACAGCAACAGGUGGUGAAUCAACUCAGGCUUCCAGUGUAUUUAAACAGGCAAAGGACAAAGUCUCUAAUUCUACCUUGUCAAAGAUUCCUGCCUUACAGGGUAGCUCAAAGUCCCCAAGAUCCAGUUCUGCUUGCCUUAGUACGUCUCAAAGGGCUUCAUUUUCUGACAGUUUUUCAAUACAGUCCACCUCAGCAGGCUCCACAGACCGUUUGCCAUACUCAGAAUCAGGGAACAAGGAUGGAGUAACCAAGAGCCCAGAAAAGCGCUCUUCUCUGCCCAGACCCUCCUCCAUCCUCCCUCCUCGUCGUGGUGUGUCAGGAGACAGAGAUGAGAAUUCUUUCUCUCUCAACAGUUCCAUCUCCUCUUCAGCACGGCGGACUACCAGGUCAGAGCCAAUUCGCAGAGCAGGAAAGAGUGGAACUUCCACACCCACUACCCCUGGAUCAACUGCCAUCACUCCUGGCACCCCACCAAGCUAUUCUUCACGCACGCCAGGCACUCCUGGAACCCCAAGCUACCCCAGGACCCCUCACACACCAGGAACCCCUAAAUCUGCCAUCUUGGUGCCCAGUGAGAAGAAAGUUGCCAUCAUACGUACUCCUCCAAAAUCUCCCGCUACUCCGAAGCAGCUUCGGCUUAUUAACCAACCACUGCCAGACCUGAAGAAUGUCAAAUCCAAAAUCGGAUCGACAGACAACAUCAAAUACCAGCCUAAAGGGGGGCAGGUUAGGAUUUUAAACAAGAAGAUUGAUUUUAGCAAGGUUCAGUCCCGAUGUGGUUCCAAGGAUAACAUCAAACAUUCUGCUGGGGGCGGAAAUGUGCAGAUUGUUACCAAGAAGAUAGACCUAAGCCAUGUGACAUCUAAAUGUGGCUCUCUGAAGAACAUCCGCCACAGGCCAGGUGGUGGGCGUGUGAAAAUUGAGAGUGUAAAACUGGAUUUCAAAGAAAAGGCCCAAGCUAAAGUCGGCUCACUGGACAACGCUCACCAUGUCCCCGGAGGUGGCAACGUCAAGAUCGACAGCCAGAAGUUGAACUUCAGAGAGCAUGCGAAGGCCCGUGUGGACCACGGAGCUGAGAUCAUUACGCAGUCCCCAGGCAGAUCCAGCGUGGCAUCCCCCCGACGACUCAGCAAUGUCUCCUCUUCUGGAAGCAUCAACCUCCUUGAAUCCCCUCAGCUUGCCACUUUGGCCGAGGAUGUCACUGCUGCACUCGCUAAGCAGGGUUUGUGAAUAUUUCUCGUUUAGCAUCAGAGUAAUAAUAUUUAGGCAUGAGCUCUUGGCAGGAGUGGGCUCUGAGCAGGUGUUACAUUCAUUCUUUACAAACCAUAAAAUAAAUCAUCUCAUUCCCAAACUGUAGUAAUUGUUACAGUUUUAUAAAAAACAAUGAAUAGUAUAUGCAGAAAUUGACUUGAUUUCCAUUUGCAACAGGAAGACACUGGCUUUACAUGAGUACAAUUGGACAAUUAUUUUUGCUCUGCUCUGUUUUGCAUGGAGUAUUAUAAUUUUAAAAAUUGCAUUUUUACCUUUCAUGUGCCUGAAGGCUAUCCAUACAUUCUGAAAGGCCUUGCUGAAAUCCAAGCUGCUCAUUCCACUAUUCUGUUGCUGGGUGAAAAAAUAAAAGCUGCCCAUUUUAACUUAUUACAGGUUACAUUAAAUCAAGGAGUCUGAUUGCAGGAAGGAAAGAGCAUGUAAGAAAUAAGUUUUUUGGUUUUUUUUUUUUUAAGCGUUAUUUUGUAUAAAUGGAAAGGAAGAUUCAGUUAAGUUAUUAACAUUUGGGACCUGGAUAAUUAUAUCAGAGUAUAAGUCAAUCCAAUAAAUUAUUUAACUAAUUAAAAAUAGUUACAAAGCAUUUGAGCUGUGGUUGAGGAAGCAGUUUAAAAGUGCAUCUCUUAGGAAUGAGGCACUUUCAUUAGGAUGGACUCGUGUCUGAUUAGAAUGUCAGUUGAUCAGCUAGAUUUGUGUCCACACUACAGUUUCACACUCCCUUUCCAUCUGUUUGAUACAGUAUUAUAGAUAUAAAUAUAUAUAUAUUUCUCUGUGGCCAUUUGUGAUACUUCCUCAUAUACUUGAAUAUUAUACUUCCUUAUUCACAGUAUCUGUGUCUCCUGCACCCUUUGGUGUUGCGAUUUUAGGUAUGUGAAAGUAGAUGUUAGCAGGGUUCUUUCCCUAUUUAAAAAAAAAAAAUACAUUAAAAAAGAACAAAAAGUUUUAGCAUGAAGUUGCUUCCUGUAACAACUCAGAGCUGUAACCCUGUUCUAGUGCCAGAUACAAGUCUCUCCCGUGAUGCUAGGAAAAUUUAUUUUUCUUUGCUUUCACCAACAUGGAGUUUGUGGGGGUGGGUCCAGUUAUACAUUAAAAGGGUUUACAGAUUGUUGGUUUAAGAUUUUGGAUUUAUCUCAUUUUGAAUUAUGGAAUACUUUGGGUUUUAUUCCUGUAAUCAUUCAUGAAACAGACUUCUUAAGAUUUUUUUUUUUUUU